This is a messenger RNA of Nothoprocta perdicaria, 2242 nucleotides long. It is a transcript of the gene LPAR2, whose product is annotated as lysophosphatidic acid receptor 2. Bases 22 to 1056 code for a protein of 344 amino acids. The transcript has 3 exons. The record is from RefSeq and is a predicted model, not a curated record. Gene Ontology annotation, cellular component: membrane. Gene Ontology annotation, molecular function: lysophosphatidic acid receptor activity. Lineage: Eukaryota; Metazoa; Chordata; Aves; Tinamiformes; Tinamidae. Gene Ontology annotation, biological process: G protein-coupled receptor signaling pathway.
GGCGCCUCCAGGACAGCAGCGAUGAAGCACUGUUUCUACAAUGAGACCGUGGGGUUCUUCUACAACAACAGCCGCAAGGAGCUGACCACGUACUGGAGGACAAAGGAUGUCUUGGUGGUCGCCCUGGGCUUGACAGUGAGCGUCAUUGUGCUCCUCACCAACCUGUUGGUCAUCACGGCUAUCGUCAUCAACCGGCGGUUCCACUACCCCAUCUACUACCUGCUGGGGAACCUGGCGGCUGCUGACCUCUUUGCUGGCAUUGCCUACAUGUUCCUCAUGUUCCACACAGGGCCCAGGACAGCUGAGCUCUCGCUGAAGACCUGGUUCAUCCGCCAGAGCCUGCUGGACACCAGUCUGACCGCCUCGGUGGUGAACCUGCUGGCYAUCGCUGUGGAAAGACACCAGACUGUUUUCACCAUGCAGUUACACAGCAAAAUGUCCAACCAGCGCGUGAUGAUCCUGAUCUUCUGUAUCUGGGUCACGGCCCUGCUGCUGGGGCUCAUCCCAUCCUAUGGCUGGCACUGCCUCUGCGCCCUGGACAAGUGCUCCAGGAUGGCGCCGCUCUACAGCAGGAGCUACUUGACCUUCUGGGCCGUCUCCAACUUGGUCAUCUUUCUCAUCAUGGUGGUCGUGUACACCCACAUCUUCAUCUACGUCAAGAGGAAGAUGACCCGCAUGUCCAAGCACACCAGCUUCCACCCCCGCUACAAGGAGACCAUGAUCAGCCUCGUCAAGACGGUCACUAUUAUCCUUAGUGCCUUUGUCAUCUGCUGGACACCAGGACAAGUCGUGCUCCUGCUGGACGGCCUGGGCUGCAAGAGCUGCGACGUUCUCGCUGUGGAGAAAUACGUCCUUUUGCUGGCCGAGAUCAACUCGUUGAUAAACGCUAUUGUCUACUCCUACAGGGACAAUGAGAUGCGCAGCACCUUCCGCAGGAUCCUCUGCUUCGUCUGUUACAGGAAUUCCAGAUACACCCCUACAGUAGUGAAGUUAAACACCACAGACCGCAGGACACUUUCGCAGAACGGGCACUUCACCGUGGACUCCUCUAUUUAGUUGCUCGGUGCUGCGUUUGUCUGCCCUGCUCCGGAGCAAGCCCUUGCGUGAGCCACAGCGCAGAGCCCGAGCGACCUGCUUGCAAAGCAGCACUGUUCUCUCCUGGUCAAGCAUAAAUAUUUGUAUAAAAUACCUGCCGUCCAUAUCGGGACAAGAAGCUUCUGAGGGACUGAACGGUACGCUGUUUAGGACGAACGUACUUUGAGUAGUAUUCUUAUUAAAGACUGCUAUUUUUAAUGCCAAGUUGAUUUUAAUUUAGCAGCAUCUAGAGGUAUGCUACAUGCAGCAAGCAUCUCCUGUGACCUUCUCUCCACGAGUACGGUAUUUUUUGGUACUUCAGUAUUACUGCUUCCCGAAAUAGCCGUUCCAAUGGUAGCAUAUUCCAGGGUCAAAGCCCCAAGCCCCUGAGCUCUGCUGGCUGCUGCUUAAACAGAGCCGCUUUCUGGGUCUCAAGGGAGUCUCCAGGUUGUGUCCUACCGCUUUUCAAAGCCACCCUCUUCUAAAGGCCUCCUCAGAGAGGAAUCUUUGGGAGGUGCUUCCCGAGAAGCCGACUGUUGCUUUCCCCAAGCGUGGGUACUGAAUUUCCAAGGCUUGUGGGGCUCUCUGGGAUAUCUGAUCUGGGAUAUUUUCUGAAAACGUGACGUGGUGCCUCCACUAGCUGCAGUUGUUUGCCCUGCUCAGUGGUCCUAGGUGGUAUUCACAAAUUCUCCUAAAUGUGGAGUGAGUCAUAUUCCCAUGAAAUCAUCUUUCCACUCGCCGACAGCCCUUUGGGACAAGUCCACGCUAGGUUCCAAGGCAAUCACUAUUUUGCCUUAGGUUUUAACGUGCAGUUUGUAAUCAACAGUCACUGCUCAAAUAACGUGCUAGCCAUCUGCUCAAAUGUAAUGUUUCUCUCAGCAAAGCAUCGUAAGAAAUUAGCAGUAUUAUUUAAUGUUAGUGAAUGUAGGACCUAGCUCUCCGCUGAGUAAAUCAAUUUUCUGCACUUGAAAUGGUGUAAACUGGCGCUCUCGCUUUGGAGACCGUGACUGGAGAACAGACACUUUCCUGGUAAGAGAAUAUUCCUGCCUGCACCAUGGAACUGUAAACCCUUGUCCAGGUUUUCGAGCCCAAUGCUUUGAGGACAAUGUGGAAGUGUCAAAUCCCAAUCCCAACCAGCUUUUAUCGUGAGCAGAGAGGCCAGUAGGAA